Molecule: messenger RNA, 1011 nt
Organism: Cyphomyrmex costatus
Lineage: Eukaryota; Metazoa; Arthropoda; Insecta; Hymenoptera; Formicidae
Exons: 5
Coding region: 1-1011 (336 amino acids)
Source: RefSeq, a predicted model, not a curated record
AUGCGCUCCGCGGCCGUGUGCAUCGCCUUCGUUUUGACAUACACAAGCGGAUCGUUUGUCGCGGGUUUGCGAUAUAUCGAUCCACAGGCGGCAAGUAAAGCUGACAUCGGCAACACACGAUUGGACCUGACUGAGCCAACAUGUGACGAGUUGCGCGCUAUGUGGAGAUAUACGAAGAGACAGAUCAGAGCCGCUAAAACCACUAACGGAUUCUCGAUGUACUCAUACAAUCCCAAUAUAUGGCAGCAGCGUGGUACAAUGUACAAACCCGAUUCGAAAUUAUCCAGAGGAUAUACGCGAGAUAUUGUCGCACCUACACGACUGAAAUUACGAGAAGAGUUGGAAGGGAGACACGCUGGACGACCGCGCAAUCGGGCCGCAGGAAGUCCGAUUUAUGGAAGGAUGGUGCAUAAGGGUCCACCAGGAAUUAGAUGGCGAAACGGAAUGCGGGGGCCUUCGCGUAUGAAGGUAAUCGAGGAUCUCUCGCGACAUUUUGGGACUGUGAAUACGGGACCGUACAAGAUAGCUACUCAAACUAAGUUGCGCGGCGGCGGCGUCUCUUCACUGGUUCCUCAAUCCGGCAGAUUUGAAACGCUCAAAAAUCUUAUCCAAGUCGAGAGAGCACGCGAAUUACAGGAGCAACAUAUAGCUGAGGAAGAAAUGAAACAGAAUGCUUUUAAAGGCAAUAAAGACCUAAUAAACGAAGAGCAAUUAUUGAAUAGACAACAGUUGCGAAAACAAUUCUUCAACCCGCCACUCUUAGAAAUGACACCAAAUGUCAAUUACGAUUACAAUCAGCGACGUUAUAACAAUCCGCCUAAUAUUGGUCAAGCUUGGUCGGUAUGUUCUUUCUUUACCUCUACAGGAGCGGACCUCUCUCACGAGAGUACAUGUUAUCUUAAGGUGAUGCGAAUUGCUGUGAGGAAACGGUACAAAUCCGAAAAAACUGCCGCAUGCAUACUGGUAUUUCUGACUGUUUUGCACGAUGCAGUUGCAGCCAAUUGCAAGUGA